Messenger RNA from Saccoglossus kowalevskii, 2859 nucleotides. Its product is annotated as mucin-22-like. The record is from RefSeq and is a predicted model, not a curated record. NCBI's taxonomy places the organism in Eukaryota, Metazoa, Hemichordata, Enteropneusta, Harrimaniidae.
AUGGUAACCGCAUUUUCUUCAUCAGUUCACACAUGUUGCAUUUCUAGGGGCCUCAUUCAGACAGGAAGUGAAACUUAUGUGCUGGAACCAAUGAAUCAUGAAGAUAACAUGAAUCAAAAACAGGUAUCCAGCCCACCACAUAUCAUUCAUAAGAAAUCAACAUCCAACCCAUUACACAACCUGCAUGCUAAUGGUUUGCUAACAAGGAGUAAAAGAGUACGCAGAGAUAUACACAGCGAAACAAAGUACAUUGAAUUAGCGUUAGUAUGCGACUUGUUGCUGUAUUCAACCUUGCAAGAUCUGUAUGGUGUGGAUGCAGUGAUGUCAAGUCUGCUACAAAUUGUCAAUACUGUUGAUUUAUAUUUUCAAGAACUGAACAUACGGCUAUCGUUGAGCUAUGUCGAAAUGUGGACCGAGACUGACCAGAUUACUCCAUCAUCAUACUUGGUGUCUUCACUUCAAUCGUUUAAAGACUACGUCAGCAUAAAUAUGGCAGAUAUACACAAGGACAAUACUCAAUUGCUAAGAAGAACUUUCCAAGAAGGUGAGAUGGGAGUGUCAUACUUUAAUCGCUUGUGCUCAGCGAAUCAUUCAGUAGGAGUUAGUCAGGUAACAGAAACGACCCUUGAUAAAGCAGCCGCAAUCUUGACGUACCAAAUCGCUAAUAAUAUAGGUAUCAGGGAUGAUGGAUAUCACACAUCAUCGUUAAGCACAUGCACAUGCAGUUCUGAAUCUUGCCUCAUGGACGGAGCUAACUUACUCGUUUCAACGGCUACAGAGUUUUCUGAGUGUAGUAGAAAUGAUUUACAGAGCGCCCUCAUGAGGGGAAAGCUGAGUUGCUUAUUUGAUACUCCAUCACAGUUUUACUUUGAACCUCUUUGUGGUAAUGGCAUUGUGGAAGCUAAUGAGACUUGUGACUGUGGUGAUUUUCAGACAUGUGAAGAUGCCUGCUGUAACGCUUCAACAUGUCAGCUCAAACAAGGUGCUCAGUGUCAUAGUGGACCAUGCUGUGAAAAUUGCCAGCUUAAAUCAAGUAAUAGUAUAUGUCGAGAAGCCAUCAAUGAAUGUGAUGUUGUAGAGACGUGUGAUGGCCAAUCAGCUGAGUGUCCAGCAGAUGCUAAAGUGUUAGAUGGAACACCCUGUAAUAACAUGACAGCAUAUUGUUAUCAAGGUAGCUGCCCAACUCUACAAAGUCAGUGUGAAUACUUGUAUGGUGAAGAACAACCAGAAGUAACUACACCAGUGGCAUUGAGACCCAAUACAACAACUGUUAAGACCAAUGUAACUGAACCUAUUGUUGUAACAGAACAACCAGAAGUAACAACACCAGUGGCAUUGAGACCCAAUACAACAACUGCUAAGAUCAAUGUAACUGAGCCCAUUGUUGUAACAGAACAACCAGAUGUAACAACAGCUGUAGCAAGAACCAAUACAACAACUGCUAAGACAAAUGUAACUGAGCCUUUUGUUGUAACAGAACAACCUGAACUAACAACACCAGUGGCAAGAAUCAAUACAACUGCUAAGACCAAUGUAACUGAGCCCAUUGUUGUAACAGAAGAACCAGAAGUAACAACAUCAGUGGCAAGAAUCAAUACAACUGCUAAGACUAAUACCAAUUUAACUGAGCCCAUUGUUGUAACAGAUCAACCAGAAGUAACAACAUCUGUGGCAUUAAGACCCAAUACAACAACUAAGACCAAUGUGACUGAGCCUAUUGUUGUAACAGAUCAACCAGCAGUAACAACACCCACUGCAGGACCUGUUAUAACAGCUGUUUCAGGCUUACAUCAUUCUAAUGUUACAACGCAUAUAGUAACACAAGAAGAUACUUCUGAUGAAGUAAUAUCUACUGGAGCAGCAACUGCAUCCAAGUCUGCAACUCCUGAAAUGACAACAUCUAAUUUUCCAUCUUCUACUUCUGCUGCAUCAACCUUUUUCGAUACAGAAACUGUCUUUGAAGAGUUAACAUACUUUGCAACAGAGUUGCUAUCAACUGAGGUGGAUUCUGUUGAAACAACUCGCCCUCUGACACAAUUUGAUGAUGCAUCAACAUCCACAUCUCUAGGAUUGACAUCUGCUGACACAUUGACAACAUCUUCCGUUCCUGUUGAGGGUGGAACAACAUUUGCUGUUUCCAGCGUAACGGCCUCUCAUAUUGGUACAACUCCAAGCAUAAGCUCGUCUGCGGUAGUAGCAUCAAUCCCUAUUACCAGUGUGACUGAGACUCUUGAUGUGACAACAUCUGAUGCACUUUCAUAUGCAACUGAUCUUGAAAACUUUGAAACAGUUUUUGAGGAAUUCACAUCUGUAGAAACAACAGCUGCAACUACUUCCAGGAAAACAACAUCUGAUGAACCAACCGAAGCAGCAACUACUUCCAGGAAAACAACAUCUGCCGAACCAACCGAAGCAGCAACUACUUCCAGGAAAACAACAUCUGCUGAACCAACAGAAGCAGCAACUACUUCCAGGAAAACAACAUCUGCUGAAACAACAGAAGCUGCAACUACUUCCAGGAAAACAACAUUUGAUGAUCCAACCGAAGCAGCAACUACUUCCAGGAAAACAACAUCUGCUGAACCAACAUCUGCUGAACCAACCGAAGCAGCAACUGCUUCCAGGAAAACAUCUGCUGAACCAACAGAAGCAGCUACUACUUCCAGGAAAACAACGUCUGCUGAAACAACAGCAGCUGCAACUACUUCCAGGAAAACAACGUCUGCUGAAACAACAGAAGCAGCAACUACUUCCAGGAAAACAACUCUGCUGAAACAGAAGCUGCAACUACUUCCAGGAAAACAAUGUCUGCUGAAACAACAGCAGUGCAACUACUUCCAGGAAAACAACGUCUGCUGA